Molecule: messenger RNA, 3515 nt
Organism: Mesoplodon densirostris (Blainville's beaked whale)
Lineage: Eukaryota; Metazoa; Chordata; Mammalia; Artiodactyla; Ziphiidae
Gene: PDZD7
Product: PDZ domain containing 7
Exons: 17
Coding region: 1-3012 (1003 amino acids)
Biological process (GO): auditory receptor cell stereocilium organization; sensory perception of sound
Cellular component (GO): plasma membrane; stereocilia ankle link complex; stereocilium tip
Molecular function (GO): protein binding
Source: RefSeq, a predicted model, not a curated record
AUGGCGCAUGGCUUCCCAGUGGGCUUCGACCCAGUGGGCCUCACAGACCUAAGCUCUGGCUCUCUGAGCUCCCUCUCCUCCCGAGGCCACCUGGGCAGCGAGUCAGGCUCUGCAACCCGAUACCUGCUGAGAAAGCAACGGCGGCUGCUGAAUGGGCCCCUCCGCGGAAUCCGAGCCUCAUCGCCCAUGGGCCGUGUCAUCCUCAUCAACUCCCCCAUCGAAGCCAACAGCGAUGAAAGUGACAUCAUCCAUGCAGUUCGAGUGGAGAAGAGUCCAGCUGGGAGGCUGGGGUUCAGUGUGCGAGGUGGCUCUGAGCACGGCCUGGGCAUCUUCGUCAGCAAAGUGGAGAAGGGGAGCAGUGCAGAGCGGGCUGGUCUGUGCGUGGGUGACAAGAUCACCGAGGUGAAUGGGCUGAGCCUGGAGAGCACCACGAUGGGCAGUGCUGUGAAGGUGCUGACAGGCAGCAGCCGCCUGCACAUGAUGGUGAGGCGCAUGGGCCGCGUACCAGGCAUCAAGUUCUCCAAGGAGAAGACCACAUGGGUGGAUGUGGUCAAUCGGCGGCUGGUGGUGGAAAAGUGCAGCUCAACGCCCUCUGACAGUGGCUCAGAGGACGGCGCACGGCGCAUCGUCCAUCUCUACACAACCUCUGAUGACUUCUGCCUGGGCUUCAACAUCCGCGGGGGCAAGGAGUUUGGCCUGGGCAUCUAUGUGUCCAAAGUGGACCAUGGUGGACUGGCCGAGGAGAACGGCAUCAAGGUGGGGGACCAGGUCCUGGCGGCCAAUGGUGUCAGGUUCGACGACAUCAGCCACAGCCAAGCCGUGGAGGUGCUGAAGGGCCAAACACACAUCAUGUUGACCAUCAAGGAGACUGGCCGGUACCCUGCCUACAAGGAGAUGGUUUCUGAAUACUGUUGGCUGGAUCGAUUGAGCAACGGGGUGCUGCAGCAGCUGUCCCCCGCCUCGGAGAGCAGCUCCAGCGCCUCCUCGUUCGCCUCCAGUGCCCACUACAGCUCGGCUGAUGGCUGGAGCUCCCUGCCCUCGGACUGCAUGGAUGUCUGCCUGGGGCCUGAGGAGCCGGGCAGCUGGGGCCCAGGCCGGGGGCGGGCAGACACGGCCAUGCAGACAGAGCCAGACGCGGGGGGCCACGUGGAGACCUGGUGUAGCGUGCGGCCCACAGUCAUCCUCAGGGACACGGCCAUCCGCUCCGACGGCCCCCCGCCUGCCCCCCGCCUGGACUCUGCGCUCUCUGAGUCUCCCAAAACUGCUCUGCUCUUGGCCCUCAGCCGACCCCGGCCCCCCAUCACCCGCUCCCAGAGCCACCUGACCUUGUGGGAGGAGAAGAAACAGCGGAGGAAGGAGAAGUCGGGGUCCCCUGGGGAGAAGGGGGCCCUGCAGCGCUCCAAGACCCUGAUGAACCUCUUCUUCAAGGGAGGGCGGCAGGGGCGGCUGGCAGGGGACGGGCGCAGAGAGGCCUGGACGCUGGACAGUGGGAGCAUGGCCAAGCCCCGCCCCCACCCGGACCUGGAGAAAGCCCCCAGGGCCCUGCUCUCUCCUGGUUCUCCUCCUACUUCUCUGGCCACUCCUCUCCUUCGAAGGCUCCUCUUUUUCUCUCUGUCCCUUGAAGCAGGGGGAGCGGGAUCCGUGCAGAAGUUUGUCACCUGGAGGCUGAGACGUGACCGGGAGAGGGGCCGGACUCUGCUCUCUGCCAGGUCCAGGAGCCCCUCCAGCCAGCUGCCCAACGUGGAUGAGAGGGUGCAGGCCUGGGAGAGCCGAAGGCCCCUGAUUCAGGACCUGGCCCGGCGGCUGCUGACUGACGACGAGGUGCUGGCUGUCACCCGCCACUGUUCCCGGUACGUGCACGAGGGCGGCGUGGAGGACCUGGUGAGGCCCCUGCUGGCCAUUCUGGACAGGCCUGCGAAGCUGCUGCUGCUGAGGGACAUCAGGGGUGUGGUGGCCCCCACAGACCUGGGUCGCUUCGACAGCAUGGUGAUGCCUGUGGAGCUGGAGGCUUUUGAGGCCCUCAAGAGCCAGGCAGUUUGGCCUCCUGCCUUGCGACCAGCCCGGCAGGACACACCGCCCAAGCGUCACCUCAUCACUCCUGUGCCUGACAGUCGUGGAGGCUUCUACCUACUUCCUGUGAACGGCUUCUCAGAGGAGGAAGAUGAUGGGGAGCUGAGGGAGCGUCUGGGGGGCCUCCAGGUCUCCCUGGGUGCCUCUGCCUCCUGCCACCCUCAUAAAGGGAUCCCCCCUCUCCAGGAUGUGCCAGUAGAUGCCUUCAUCUCACGCAGAGGCGCCUGCACACCCCCUCCCCAGCCACCCCCCGUGGCUCCCCGGCCCCCGAGGCCUAACUGGCUGCUGACAGAACCCUUGACCCUAGAGGGCCCUCGGCAGAGCCGGAGCCAGGGCCCAGGCCAGAGCCGCAGCCGCAGCCGGGGCAGAGGCAAGUCCCCCGGGCGCAGGCGUUCCCCAUCCCCGGCACCUAUCCCCACUCCCAGCACAGCCAGCGGGCGCUACCACAAGCCUCGGAAGGCCAGGCCUCCUCUGCCACGACCUACGGAUGGGCAGGUGGCCAAGGCAGGGGCCAGUCAAGGGCCCUCUGAGAACGGAACUGGUGGGACAGCCGAAGAGGCAGCCACGAAGGUCCCCAGUGGGGAGCUGAGGACCGUCACGCUAUCCAAGAUGAAGCAGUCCUUGGGCAUCAGCAUUUCUGGGGGCAUUGAGUCCAAGGUGCAGCCCAUGGUGAAGAUAGAAAAGAUCUUCCCUGGGGGCGCCGCCUUCCUCAGUGGGGCCCUUCAGGCUGGCUUUGAGCUUGUGGCCGUGGAUGGAGAGAGCCUGGAGCAGGUGACCCACCAGCGGGCAGUAGACACCAUCCGCCGGGCGUAUCGAAACAAGGCUCGGGAGCCCAUGGAGCUUGUGGUCAGGGUCCCCAGGCCCGACCCACUGCCCUUACCCUCUGACUCAUCAGCCCUCACUGAGCAGCGGCUUCCUGGUGACCAUUCCCCUGCCCGCUGACCCCUUGAUGGUACUCCAGCUACCUCCCACUGGCUCCCAGAACCUCCCAUUAAUGCCCUUCCCACCCAUACCCAGACCCCUCCCGCUGAUGCCAGGCUUCUCCAGCUGACCCCCAGCCCAGUGCCCUCUCCAGUCUUCCAGCCUCCUGAUACUAAUCCCAGACUCUCCCCAGCUACCCUGUAACUCUUCCCACUGACCCCCGAGAAUCCUCCUGCCAUCCCCUGGACCUCACCUACUAACCACUUCAGGCCUCAAGAACCUCCCACUCCUGCUUGCCUUGCCUACUCCCAAAGCUCCACACUGGUGGCUCAGAUCCUCUCCCCCGACAUUCUCCCUCCCCAGUUGUCACUAAGGCUCUGCUCAUUCCAGAUAAACUUGGUGUCAAGGACAAGGUGCUACUGGGCAGCUCUGUCACCAGCUCACUAUCUCCAACCUCCCAAGACAGGAAGGGGGUUGGGAAACCCAAGGUCUGGAGCUUAGGAUUGGUGUGCACGUUCUCAUGA